This is a messenger RNA of Paramecium octaurelia, 1370 nucleotides long. NCBI's taxonomy places the organism in Eukaryota, Ciliophora, Oligohymenophorea, Peniculida, Parameciidae. The record is from the annotation of a GenBank genome assembly.
AUGCUUUGUUAUCGUAAACACUCUAUUUUCACAAAAAAGUACCAUAUUUUCAUAAAUGAAAAUGAAAUUCUCUUAGGAGAAGUAAUUAUUCAUUUUAUUUUAUAGAACAAAACUAAAAUAAAAUAUACUAUCAAUCUCACUCCUUAAACCAUCAUUGAUUGGUCAAUUAAUCAAAAAACCAAAUAACUCAAUGGGUUUUGGUUAAAUUGGAAUAACAAAUAGAAGUUAUUCUUGAUGGAUGCAACAACUUGUAAUUUGUUUAAAUAGUCUCUAAAUGGCAUAGUCACCUAUGGAAAAUAUUAAAUUCUUUAUGAGCCAACAAAUUGUAUAUCGCACAAUACUUUUGGCUAAGUAAUCAUCACUUUCUAUAAAAGAUUUAGCAACUUGUAAAAAUGAGAUAUUUUAAUUCUGGGGAUUCUUACAUGUGUAAAACUAUUUAAAAAUCUCUAAAAUAUACUGAUGAAGUAAAUGCAUUAAAUAUUCUUAGGAUUUCUUUUAUUAAUUCGAAAUCCUUAAAUAAUUAGAUCAUUCGAAAAUCUUAAAAUUGAAAGAAGUUUAUAAUACUAACAAUUAGUAUCAUUUUGUUUUCAGUUACCCAGAAGGAGGUUCCUUAGCUGAUAUGAUCAAGUCAAAAUAAUUAUCAUUCUAAGAAGUAAAAUUAAUAAUUGAAGUAAAUUAUUAUAAUUAAUCUAGCAAUUGAUGUCAACUGUUUCCUAUAUUCAUUCAAAAGGGUAUGUUCAUAGAAACUUAAAACCGGAACAUAUAUACUUUUAGGAACCAAAUAACCUUGAAACCCUGGUCAUUUCAGAGUUUGAAUUGGGAUGCAGACUCAUAGAUUUUCAGAAUAAGUACUUAUUUUCAUCCCAUUAUUGUAGACGUCCAACUUACAGAGUUUAUGGUUAUUCUGCACCGGAAAUUAAGUAGGAAAUAAUUACAGAAAAAUCUGAUAUCUUUAGUUGCGGUGUCAUUUUAUAUAAAAUGUAUCAACUUUUAAUAUCAAAUUUAGUAUAACAAGAAAAGAUUUAUUUGAUCAUGAGUCUAACACAUAUGAUGAAAAAAUGAUGUUGCAUUUGAUCAAUCAAUCAGACAUCGAUUCAUAAUACUAGAAUUUACUUAGAAUGAUGCUUGAAUUCAAUCCUUAGUUAAGGGCGACUGCAGAUUAAUGUCUAACAAUAAUUAAUAAAUUAUCAUAAAGAACUCCUUAUUUCUCUCGUUUUCUCGAUAAGACCUGUAUAGAUACCAAUAGCAUUAACAAUGAAAUAAUUUCAAUUAAUUUGAUUGAGAAUUAAGAUGAACUUUCGGAAAAUUAGGAAUUUAUUUAGGGGUUGCCCACUAUUCAAAUUAAUAAGAGAACUGAAAUGUUUUAUUGA